This is a messenger RNA of Rhodamnia argentea, 2302 nucleotides long. Its product is annotated as sucrose transport protein SUC4. Gene Ontology annotation, molecular function: sucrose:proton symporter activity. Bases 168 to 1685 code for a protein of 505 amino acids. The record is from RefSeq and is a predicted model, not a curated record. NCBI's taxonomy places the organism in Eukaryota, Viridiplantae, Streptophyta, Magnoliopsida, Myrtales, Myrtaceae. The transcript has 6 exons. Gene Ontology annotation, cellular component: plasma membrane; vacuole. Gene Ontology annotation, biological process: sucrose transport.
CGCAGACCCACCCGCGCGGGACUCUUCUCCCCUCUGACCGCCCACUCGGCCCAUCGAAACGCUCAAAAAGCUCUGCAACACCGGGCAAACGCAACACACCAACCGUUGCAGAGGGAGGGAGGGAGAGAGCUAGCUGAGCCACAGAGGAAGACGGGGAAGCUUGAGCGAUGGCGAUCCCUGAGGAGGAGCGCCACCGCGGCCGGGGCAGGGCGCCGCCUCAAGCCUCGGCUGCUGCGAGGCCGCCGGCGAAGUCUCGAGUCCCGCUCCGGCGGCUCCUCCGAGUGGCUUCGGUCGCUUGCGGGAUCCAGUUCGGGUGGGCGCUGCAGCUCUCGCUGCUGACCCCGUACGUGCAGGAGCUGGGGAUCCCUCACGCGUGGGCCAGCAUUAUAUGGCUGUGCGGGCCGCUCUCUGGGCUCCUCGUCCAGCCCCUGGUGGGCCACAUGAGCGACCGGUGCACCAGCCGCUUCGGCCGCCGUAGGCCGUUCAUCGUUGCCGGGGCUCUGUCGAUCACUGUCGCCGUGCUGAUCAUCGGCCACUCCGCCGAUAUCGGGUGGUUGCUUGGAGACAGGGGCACCACCAAGCCGCGAGCGGUCGGUGCUUUCGUCUUCGGGUUUUGGAUCCUCGAUGUGGCUAACAACAUGACUCAGGGUCCUUGCAGAGCUCUGCUCGGUGAUCUCACCGGGAAUGACCAUAGAAGGACUCGAGUAGCCAAUGCAUAUUUCUCGCUGUUUAUGGCUGUCGGUAAUGUCCUUGGUUUCGCCACAGGGUCAUAUAGUGGAUGGUAUAAAAUUUUGCCAUUUACUGUGACUUCUGCAUGCAAUGCUGACUGCGCCAACCUUAAGUCUGCAUUCUUCAUCGAUGUUGCAUUUAUUGCAAUCACUACAUAUAUAAGCGUCUCAGCAGCUCAGGAAUUACCUCUUGGUUCGAGUGUCAGAUCCUUGUCCACUGCUGAUGGACCUGAACAGUCAAGCAACACUCAGGAAGCUUUCAUGUGGGAACUAUUUGGGACUUUCCGAUAUUUUUCCGGGCCUGUAUGGAUAAUCUUGCUUGUUACUGCUUUGACUUGGAUUGGAUGGUUUCCUUUUCUUCUCUUUGAUACUGAUUGGAUGGGAAGAGAAAUUUACGGCGGCCGACCCAAUGAAGGGCAGAACUACAACGAAGGUGUUAGGAUGGGUGCAUUAGGUCUCAUGUUGCAAUCAGUUGUCUUGGGAAUAACUUCAGUUCUCAUGGAGAAGCUUUGCAGGAAAUUUGGGGCAGGUUUUGUAUGGGGGAUUUCGGACAUUCUUAUGGCUCUUUGUUUUCUUGGCAUGCUUGUGGUAACAUAUGUCAAUAGCAUGGACUCAGGUGACACUUCACCUGCAGACGGCAUUGUAAUCGCUGCAAUAGUGAUUUUCGCCAUACUAGGUGUUCCUUUGGCUGUAACUUAUAGCGUUCCAUAUGCCUUGGUUUCAACACGUAUUGAGUCUUUGGGACUUGGGCAAGGAUUGUCUAUGGGCGUUUUAAACCUGGCAAUCGUGAUCCCACAGGUGGUGGUAUCCCUGGGAAGUGGACCAUGGGAUCAAUUAUUUGGUGGUGGAAAUUCACCAGCUUUUGCGGUGGCAGCAAUAUCGGCCUUCACUGCUGGUCUUAUAGCCAUUUUAGCUAUUCCUCGAUCCAGUCCUCAGAAACCCAGGACUGUCAUAUGAGAACUUGUUCUUCUGUCUGUUGCAGUUCUCUUGUUUUCAUUGUGUCCAUUGGAGGCAUUUGGGUGGUUUCCUGGAGCAGUUCAAUUACUGUCUUUUUGUGAAUCAAUUUUUGGGGCUGUUGCUGUUUGAUUUUGAGACUAGACUGGCCAACAGGGACAGUAACUUUUUGCUCUACACUACAAAUAUGCUGGAAUAGAAUGGCCGAUGUUCACAAGAUAUGAUGGAUGAAUGCUGGAGAAGAAUGAUAUCCAUCCAGCCAUGCGCUCUAUGCACGAGAUAUCUUGGGUGCUGCUGCUGGGGAUUUGCUUUUUAGCUGUCAGGUCGAGUCACGCAUCAACCCUGUCCAUGAAAGUGAAAGAACAAAACUGGUGGACUUUCUGAGGGGCAUAUUUUCUUUUUGUGCAAAUGUCCAAUCCCUGGAAGUCUUGUACUGCCAGGGUCAAGAUCAUUGUUACAUGAGGAGAUGCAUUGAUGCGUGUUUUAUGUCAUAGGAGACUCUGAAAUUAUUCGAAUCAAAAGGAGGCGUCCAUAUGGGGAACCCAGGUCUGUACAUAUCUUUGAAUUUGGGUUCUUCAGAUAUUUAUUAACUAGAAUAAUGUGCCUAGAUUGUUUACUCA